Molecule: messenger RNA, 3455 nt
Organism: Dendrobium catenatum
Lineage: Eukaryota; Viridiplantae; Streptophyta; Magnoliopsida; Asparagales; Orchidaceae
Product: nuclear pore complex protein NUP1
Exons: 11
Coding region: 178-3195 (1005 amino acids)
Biological process (GO): nuclear membrane organization
Cellular component (GO): nuclear envelope
Source: RefSeq, a predicted model, not a curated record
UGACGGUAGCGCAUUAAGCCAUGUCGGGCAACUGGGUUCGCUUCAUUUCCUCCCCUCGUUUGCUCUACAGGCCGUCCAUUCUAUGAAACCCCAAAAUCUCCUUUUUCUUCUAUUCUUUCCUUCGAUUUCGUUUAUUUUUCCUUCUCUACCCGCGCACUAUACUUCUCGGUUACGGCCAUGGCGACCACUGAGGAUGAAGGAGGAACCGGCGGCAAGUUCCGCAAGCGGCCUCUGCGGCGUGUUUCGUCCACUCCGUACGACAGGCCGCCGUUAGCGGCUCGUGGAAUCUGCGUGCCACCAUCGGAGAGUGAGGCUGGAGGGAGCCGGUGGUUUUCGAAGCUGGUUGAUCCCACUUCGAGGGUUAUCAUCAGGAGUGCCUCUCGCCUUUUUUCUGUUUUCGGCAAGGGACUCGCCGCUCCUCCUGGGGAAAAUAUCGAUGUAAUUGAAGAGGUUCCAGAAGUGAAAUCCUCGCCUGAAUCAAGAGAGCAAGGUGAAAAUCCCGUUGAUGUAGGGCUCUUAAUAAACUAUGAUGCAAGUGAUAGAUCUGAGAAAGAAUUAAUAUCUGAGCAAGAUCUAAUUUCUAGCACUGAUGCCUUUUUUGAACUCGAACAACUACUCAAGCAGAAAAGGUUUUCAAGGGCUGAAAUUGAUCACUUGGCAGAUAUACUGCAUUCAAGAACUAUUGAACCAUCUACUUUACCAUCAACAGACUACAAGAAUAAGGGGAAGAUAAAUGAGGAUUCUAGUAUUAAUUCAAGCUCAUCACAACAAGCAAUCAAUCAUGAAGAAAACGGAAAGCAGGAGGCAAAUCCUUCAUUAUUGGAAGGUCAAAUGGAGCAGUUGGUUAAUCUACAUGGAAAUGUCACUUCUAGAGUGCAUGUUAAUGUACCUGAGGAAGGUUUUGACUCACCAAUAGAAAUUGCUAGAGCAUAUUUGGGUUCUAAGCCUAGAAGAGCAACUCCAUCUACUGUUGGUUCUCAAAGUCAAAUAUGUCAAAGCAAUGAAGUUUUCCCAUUGAGUUUGCGGUUUGAAAAUAAAUUGUCAGAUUCUGCAAUUGCUUCCAAAUCUGUUGCAUGUUUUCCUAUAACUCCCACGGAUUCAGCAAAUGAAUGGAUGACUCGAAAACCACGAGGCAGAUCAGCAUUAUACAAACUGUCACGCUCUCCCUAUUGUAAACCCUUUGUGAUUACUAAUCCCAGGGAAUAUACUCCUUACAAGGACUACAAUGUUGGUCCAACGACGUCAGUAGAAUGGACUCCCUCACUAUCAAGUAUCAGGCAUUGUGGUCAUGGACAAGCAUUGAAACGGGGUCGCUCAGAUAGGGAUGCAGGAUACUUUGAUGAUGAUGCACGUAGGGUCCGCCAGAAGUUUUGUUUGAAUGAUUUAAAUUUGUCAACUCAUGGAGAUACUUCAUCAACAUUUUUUCUUGGUCGGGAAGACAAACAUGGCAUCGAUUUAAAGGGCUUAGACAAUCUAGAUGAUAGAAUGCCCUCUACAAGUAUUAUCCAUCAUGUUCCUUCUGAGUCCAUGGAGAUGGCUAAAAAGAUAUUGCAUCAACUUGAUAAACUAAAGCCUUCCCCACAAAAUAAAUCUGAAAAGAAAGUUAUUGUUGGAAAUGCAUCAUUCUCCAAGUCAUCUUUCAGCGCAUUGCGUGAUGUUUCUUUAAAAAUCAAGGCCAGCAAUGAUUCAACUAAGUUACUGAAUGUUCGAGGCAGCAGAUUUUUGGAAGAGCCUAGCAGGUCUAACUUAGCCAGAAUCUCAAGUUUUGCUUCUCAUAAUAAAGAUACGGCUGAAGGGGAAGCCUCACUAAUGCCUAAUAUCUCAGGAGCUGAGGUAGCCUCAGUUACCAAGCAUAAUAGUAUGAAGUCCAUGGAUUCAAACAGUAAUGGAUUUACCUUGCUUUCUAUGCAAAAGGAACCAACCACCGUACAGGGUGCUCCAGAUGAUAAAGUUGAGCCCACAAAAGCAGGGCAUGAUAUUCUUGUUUAUGGAAAAGAACCAUGGGAGAAGUCCCCCGAACAUUCCCUUGGAUAUGUGCCUACUUCAGGAUUGAUGCAUACUGAUACUAAAGCCGUUGAUAAAGCUUACACUGAAAGGAAUGUCAGUUGUAACUUCCUUGCUGAACGUACAUCCAACACAUUGUCGAAACCACUUUUAUCUUCUACUAUCGCAACUAAUUUGGCUGAUGGUGCUACUCCAAAGAUGGAAGACUCUGCUUCUCCAUUAAAAAUUGGUUCAAAAGUCUUUACAUAUAGUUCAACUAAGCCUAUAAGCACGGGAAUUAGUGCAAGACUGAAUGCUGGAAGUUUGUCAGCUGUAUCUUCAAGCACUGGCAAUGGAGCACCUAAAUUCCAAUUUGGGUCUGGCAAUUCAACAAGCUAUUCCUUUACAGGUGUGUCAGCUGUAUCUUCAAGCACGGGCAUUGGAGUCCGUAGUCCAGUACCUUUAUCCGUAUAUCCACAUUCAGAAGGCGGUGGUUCUCUGUCAACUCCAGCUGUCUUUCCAAUAUCAGCAAAUGAAGCUUUUGGAGUCAGCUCUUCAUCCACAUCAGGUGGAUCAAGCUUACAGUUUGCUAGUAAUAGUUACCAGAAUACUGCCAGAAACUUUUUUGCAGUAGCGGGAUCAUCUUGUGGAACUCAGGGAAUUUCCUCUGGAAAUGGAGUUACUAAUUUUUCACAUAAAUCUAUAGCUCAGUUUGGCGCUUUGGAUUCACAAGCAGUAUCUGAUGUCAAAACAUUUACUUCAUGUUUCUCUUCUUCGUCUGGUAAUUCCUUCUCAUCAACAGUCACUGGUAGCUUCUCUACAUCUAGUUCCACAUUCUUGUUGUCAUCCUCGUCCAGUACUUCUAUGGGUUCUACGCCUUCUGGGUUUUCAUUUGGAAUGCCAGCUAAUGCUUCAGGCAUUUUGCCAUUUGUAUCGUCAAGGUCGAUAAUGGCGCUUGAAUCAACUGGGACGACAGCCUCAGUAGCCCCUCUUUCUCCUGUUUUUGGUCUAGCCACUUCUACCUUGGGUUUUGGGGCAGGAUCUCUUUCAAAUGAUCAGAUGAUUGUUCUUGAUAGCAGGGCUGGUAGCAAUCUCCAGAGAGCUCCCAUGGCUCCAACACUGGGCCAAGGCCAACCAACCUUUCUCCAGUCAGUUCCUUCUGGAGCUCAAAUAUUUCAGUUUGGAUCCUACCAGAAUAACUCUGCUCGUUAAAAUUCUUCUCCAUUUCAAACAUCUUUUCUUUGGACAGCUGAGGCGGUGAAAGUUCUGAACAGAAAUUCGUCAGCUAGGCGAGUCAAGGUCCAGAGAAAGUAUUAAAUUAUCUUUUGUUGCAGAAACUCCAUUUCUGUGAAUUGUCUUAAUAGUGUAUCUUGGCUAAGUGUUUUCAUGCCAGAGGUAAAAGUCAUUUCUCUUUUAAUGUAAUGCCUAGGUUGAUUCAGGGGCUAAUUGGCCUUUAUAGUUGCUGAGAAGUU